Ixodes scapularis (black-legged tick) is the source of this 1178-nucleotide messenger RNA. Its product is annotated as centrosomal AT-AC splicing factor. Bases 163 to 1131 code for a protein of 322 amino acids. NCBI's taxonomy places the organism in Eukaryota, Metazoa, Arthropoda, Arachnida, Ixodida, Ixodidae. The record is from RefSeq and is a predicted model, not a curated record. The transcript has 9 exons.
CGUUACGGUUGCGUCGGUUGCGCUCCGUUGGGUCCGUAGUUGGGUCCAUCGGGUCUGCAUCUCGAGUGUAUCUGGUUUUGUUAUAGCAGGUGUUUUUAUGUAUUGCGUUGGUUGAGUUAAAGAAGCUUUAGGUCGAAUCAGCUGGGCGUAUUAUCAUCAACUAUGUCCAUUUCCUUCAUCCAGUUCACGUUGUGCGACCUGUGCAGAGUCUCCCAUAAUGUGGGCAAGAAGCACGUCUACUCCAAGAGGCACCAAGAGAUCGUGAAGAACGUCUUGGCCAAAUAUCUGAGAAAGAUAGUGGAGGCCAAGCAGUAUCUCAAGGCACCCGAAGUUCAUGACUUGCUGUGGGAAGAUGGAGCGAAAGUGUGGUGCUACUUCUGCUCCACCGAAGUUCCAAAACAUGAAAGAAAAGUCGACGCAGCACUGAGCUUCAGAUGUCACACCUUUCUACUGCAUCUUGCCACGCCGGAACAUGAAGCAGCAUGCAAGUCAUUCUUUUGGAAAAACAAAAUCAAUAAAUCUACAAUUGGCCGCUACCUGCUGGAUGUUUCGGACAUAACUCGAUGUGAAUCCUUGCUUAAAGUUGCAGAAGAGAAGUAUCUGGAGAAAAUGGAAAAGCUUCAUCAGAAGAUGGUAGCGGACAUGCGAAGGACGGAUGAAUGGAGAGCGGCUUCUCAAGCCAAUCUUCGCCUCCAGCAAUUGCCAACGAGCUUUGGACCAAGCUUGCCUUCUGAGCCUGGUUGCAGCAGCUGGUCUGCAGAAAGUCAUAACUCACUGCAUAAGGAGCAGAUGCAGCCAACACCCAAGGGAAACAUCUUCAGUGGAGCUCGGCCCCCGUGGCUAGAUGACGACGACGAUGACGACGAACCUGCCAGUGGGGCGCCCCUCGCAAAACGAACGUGCGUCGGGCAGAUAUCGCAGAAGCCCAUUGGGCCAUCUUUGGAGGAUUUCAAGCAGCAUCGGGAAGCUGAGAAGAGGAAGAAGCUGAAUCCGAGGCGUGUGGGGGCCAACUUUGAUCACUUCUCGGAGACAUCUGACGAAUGGCUGCCCUCUUUUGGUCGCGUCUGGAAUUUUGGAAGGAGGUGGCAGUCUAGGCAUCAGUUUCGAAGAGAAGAAAACAAACCAAAAUAGGUGGAGUCACAAUGGAGAUGGCAGCAUUUUUUUUUUUGCGAUAAGCC